AUGAGUGAUCGUGAAGAAGAAGAGAUCCUCGAUGAGAAUCCUAAAGAAGAGCAGGAAGAGGAGUAUUACGAAGAUAUGCAAGAAGGCGAGCAUCUUGCACCUGAUCAUCCUCUUAUGAGGAAUCUGCAAGGAGCCCUUAAGAGCCAACUUUCUGCUGAGCUCGAGCGCCUGAAUCUUCAACUUCGCGAAAAAGAAGAAACCCUCAAAAAAUUUCGCAGAGAUCGUGAAGACGUUGGUGUGCAGCUAUACGGGGUGCAGCAACAGCUUGCCAAGAUGCAAAUGAACUAUGAAAGAACUCGUGACAACUACAACAUUAUCAAAAAAUAUCGCGAAGAAAGUGACGAGCAGCUGGACGUCUUGCAAAACGACUGGGACAAAAAGAAAAAAGAAGUUGAAGACCAAGCCAAAAAGGUCAACAAAGCCCAAGACGAGCUCAAUCAAAUUAACCGAACACUUAGGCAGGUAGAAGAGUAUAACGAGCAAAUGAAAAGCGAAAUCGCUCAAGGCAGGAGGAUGACCUAUAAGGCUGAAGAAGCUGUAGUGAGGCUGGAAAAGGAGAAAAAAGGCCAAGAUGUUUUGAUCGACCAUAUGAAUGAAGAAAUCAAAAGGCUUGGCGAGCAGAAAAAUCUUUUAGAAGCCCAAUUGAGAUCUCAAAGAGAACAAACUGAGACUGCCACAGAAACAUUAAAAGACGCAAACGAGCAGUUAGAUAAGAUCAACUUGAGCAAAAAAGACUUAAUGGCUGACUGGAGAGAUUACUUGAGAGGAAUGCAAAGGAGAGAUGAAACCUUGCAAGCAAUUCAAAGUGAAAUCCAAAAGCAAAGAGAGCAAGAAUCCAACUUAGACUCAGAGCUCAGAGGAUACCAGCAGCUAUUCAAGCAAGAAACUGAAAAUUAUGACAAACUUCUUCAACAGAUGGAUAGCACAAAAAAUGAACUUGGCCUCUUGAAGAAGAAUUUAGAAAACUUCGAAAACCAGAAAAAAUACUUACUCCCCCAUCCUUGAUCGAACGACUCGCUACCGUUCGAUCAAGGAUGGGGGUUAAAAAAAUUUUUUUGGGAAAAAAAUUUUAAUUUAUAAAAUAAAAAUAUAUAUAUAUAUAUUUUUUAUUUGCUUUUAAAUAAGAGGGUUAAGAGUAUUUAAUAAUUAUUUUUACAGCAAAAAUUGAAUUACUUUCAUAAAAAUUAGUUACCCCUUUAACUGUAUAAAUUUUAAUUUGCUCCUUAUUGAAUUAAAAUUGUUUUUUUUUAAAUUUAAAAGAAUCUCUAUUUUUUAGAUUACUUCGGAUGGUUGAUUCCGUAGCUUUCUGUCGUCUCAAAGUCUCUGAAAGCAACUUCAUUAGGUGCAUCUUCCCAAGCUUUUGAUAGCUUAUAUAUUUUUAUAUAUAUAAAAAUUUGCAUGAUAUGAAAAUCGUUCGAUCUAGGAUGGGGUUAAUUUCCCCAAUUUUUAGGAAAUUUUACAGUCUAUCGUUCGAUCAAGGAUGGGGGGAGUUAGAAGAACAAGACAGAAUGCUUAAGGCUUCAAAAAAGGCCACAGAAAAAGAAAUCUCAAACCUGGAAACCAAAAAGAAAGGAACUGAAGACCAACUAGGAGUGAUUGAAAAAAAUAUCAUGAAGUUGCACCAGGAAACUCAAAAAUUGAUGGAAGAUAUCAUCAAUAAUUUAAGCGAGCAAACGACCAUUGAAAAAAGUGCUAAUAAUCUUUCCAAGCAGACUGACAGGAUAAAACAAGGAAUCAGGGAAAAAGAAGCAGAAAAAGAAGACGUCAAUAAUGACAUCAUCAGAGUCAAAAUGGAUGUCCUGCAUACUGAGCAAGGCCUUGGCAUGCUUAGAGAGAAAAAGGAUGAAAUCGAAAAAGAGCUGGCUGAAAAAGAUGAGCUUCUUAAAAGAUUCGAAAAAAAUAUCAGAAACAACCAUGACGAUUUAGAGAAAAAGCAGCUGCGAGUCGACAAACUUAAUAGAGAAUAUGCAAAUUUGACCAAAGAUAUCACAGACGAAAGCUCAGGACCUUAUGAAGCCAAACUCAACCACUUGGAACGCUCCAUCUUAGAAAAGGACACUGAAAUUAGCCGCCUUGAAAGGGAUUGGAUCUACUCCCAAACCCGUCUUGUUGAAAAGCAAAACGAAAUCCAGCAAAUAGAAAUCAAUAACUCUGACUAUAAAACCAAGCUCAUCAUUUUGGAGCAGCGCAAGCUGCGACUUAACAACCAUAUUGAAUCGAGCCAAAAAGAAAGAGACCAAGUUGAAAACAGUUUAAAGAGCUUGAGGAACUAUAUGAAUAGAAUCAAUAUUUUGCUUGACAAAAAUAGGGAAUCCUACCGAUCUAUUGAAGACGACAAUCGCCAUCUUGAAAAAGACUUCGUGGACAGACUAAAAGAGCUUGAAAGAGAAACAGCAGGCAUUGAAAAAGUAAUAGAGCAGCUUAAAAAAGAAAAAGAAGACGUCCUAUCUGAUAUUGUCGAAGCUGAGCGCCAAAUUUUGCUUUGGGAAAGAAAAAUCCAGCUUGAAAAAGAAAUGCAGAUGACAAUCGACCCUAAUGUUGGGCAAAAAGAAAUGGAAGAUAUGAAAAAAGAAAUCCAUAGAAUGGAGCUCAAACUUGAAAGUUUACGAAAAAGGCAAGAGCAACUGAUCAAAGAUAUGGAAAGAGCUGUCUCGAAGAGAGAAACCAUCCAGCUGAAAUACCAGCCACGAGUCGAAAAAAAUAAGAAGUCAGGAGCAUCCAUAGGCAAACAAGUCGCAAACCUUAAAAAUACUCUGAAACACACAACGCAAAAUUCUCAGCAAAUUGACGCUAGUAUUAAACAGAGAGAAGACGAGCUGCAACAGCUCGCACAGGAGUUGGAAAAUGCAGCAGAGUUUCAAAGCAAUGUAGAAGAAGACGUGCAACGAAACUCAGUUGAAGUAUGCUCAAUGAAAUUGGAAAAAAAUAAAAAUUUGUGGCUAAUUACGAAAUUCCAAACAGCUGCUAAGAGGCAUGAGGAAGCAGCAAGUGGGAAUUUCAAACUUUCUGGAAGGCCAGAUGCACUAGAACAGCAGCUGGAGAGUGAAGAAACUAAGUAUGCCACAAUAAGUGUUGUUCUUCAGCAAAUUGCAAGUGAGAACCCGCAGUUCCAGAUACUUUUUGAUAAGAUUUUAAAUUGGGAUUAA
Messenger RNA from Blepharisma stoltei, 3146 nucleotides. The record is from the annotation of a GenBank genome assembly. Lineage: Eukaryota; Ciliophora; Heterotrichea; Heterotrichida; Blepharismidae.